GACGCGUGACCGGCGAACCGUUCGAAAAUGUACAGUACUUUGGGAGCAAGUACUCGAGCUUACCCUGUCGAUCGAUCGUCUGCGGCGAUCGGACCGAACGGAAGAACAGGCAUUUCUGCAUAUCAUGAUGCUCAUGGCCGUCAUGCCCUUACAGUAAGUUUAUGGCCUAUCAUCCAGGGAUGCUGCAGGGAUGUUUCUGACACAGCUGUUCUUUUUUUUUUGUUUUGGUAUAGUUCAAACAAUUACAGGAACUGCCGACAGCGUCAUUCAACUCCGUGUUCGUAUGACACUCAAUUGUACCUCAUCCCGCCAUCUUCUGUUGACGAAUGUAAGGGUCCUUUUCAGUCCUCCGUCUCGCUGACGGCUAUUAUUCCGGCGUUGUAGAUUAUACAUACUGGCGCCUUUCUCUGAAGGGCUCUGCAUUCCUGAGACCUUCUCCUGCCGGUUCACGCUCGCCCAAUCGACCCCAGUAAUCCACACUUUACCUGUAUUCCCUAAACUCACCGAGUAUGUGGUUCUUCCGUGGACGUGAUUAUCACACUUACAACAGUACCCGCUAUGAAUCUCGCAAUCUAGGUUCAGCUUCGCAUGGUACUUGGACUUGCAUUACCCCAGAAAAUCUGGACCGCGGCCACUUGCCUGGAAUCGUUCACAAGUCCAUGCCAUUGAAAGACAUAUUCAAUAGGAAGAAUAAGAGGCUGGUGACGCGCGUCGUCGAUGAUUCGUGGGAUUGGAUAGAUUUCCAGGCAAUCAAACCCAUGCUGGUACCAUCUAACCUUUCUCUGGGAGAAACCCAUACGCUCCGUCUGAGUAGGGAAAACCCCACUACAGGCAUAGACGACAUUGAGCAGAGCACGCUUAAGCUCGUUCUUGAUCUUGUUGAACAGGUUGCCAGGUAUCACUCAUCGAAAUGGUUGGAAAAGAAUCCCAACGAAGAACCACGAGUAUUUCAUAUUACUUGGGGAGAUCCUUCAGACUUUGCCACAUUAGACCAGGACGAACACAUUGCACUGCCAGUGAACUCUAUAAUUGAUAAUGUAGCCCACGCGGCGUCUGUUCUACGACUUAUGAGGGCGCCGGGGCCGUAUGAAGGAGGCGUCGACUACAUGUUCGAGAAAUUCGUGAAAGUCGCCGUAUCCCUACUCUUUGACACCAAUAUUGUUUUCUUGAAGGGAACUGAUUGCCUGCCCGAAGGACGCUUGACGGAGGAUCGCUCUUAUCCUCUGAUAGUUGCGGGCGGGUGUUUUGCUUUCAAUGACGACGUACGUAAAGAGAUGAUAGAAAUUCUCCACCCAACCUUGGUGCACUUAGUCCAGUUCCAUCGACGCAACAAGACGGCGGACUCAGAAUUACCUGAACACUGUGUGCUCUACGCUCUCCAUUGGUCGCGCACACGUAUUCAGAUAUUCGCACACUUCCCUGUUGAAACUGCUCCCGGCGAUGACCCCGCGAAGUGGAAGUUUUGUCAAGCACUUGUUGCCCAACAUUGGGUUUCUCUUGAGGAAAAGGAAAUUGAUGCUUACAGGAAUGAAUUGAUUUCUCCGGACGACACGUUCUUAUGUCGGUGGCGACUGACUUUGGCACUGUCUGCUAUCCGAGCCCGCAUCCGAGAGCUCGAGCAACUGCUUCAGCAAUCCGGUGGAUUGCCAGUGAAGACGCCCGCGAACCUGCAUGUGCAUUCUCCGAAGCCUCCACGUGGUGCCCAUACGUGUGUGCCGCAGACUUCUCGCGUGCCUCAGUUCAUUCUGAUGAUGCGCGAGUUCUGGAGGGCGCAGCGACUGGCCGUACCAGAGGAGUGGAUUCCUAUCGAGGACGAAAUUGUGGCAAUCAACCCGACCCAAAAGAAAGGGAGUUAUAUCAUAGUCAACCGCGCAGUGUUGAUGCUUUCUAAGAUAAUGUUGCAUCCUCUACGUCAUUUGCUGGAUGCUCUAUCCGACGAGGAGCUCUCCAGCCGUCAUUCCGACCCUACCUUCCUAGGUCCAGACUUCUUUCACCCAAUCUAUGUACCAAGGUCCUUUUUCAAGUGGAAAAUAUUGGAUCUGGACCCGGAUACGUUAGACAAUGAUUCUAGGCCGCACUUAAACAGAUUCUACGAUCUGCUCAGUAUGCACGCAACAUCUUGGGAAGAGGCGAAUCUGUUCGUUGCGAGCGUUUUCUCCAGCUUUUCUAACUAUUCGAUCCGUUGGAAACCUAAGACAAGAUAUUCCUCAGUAUUAUCAUUGCAAUCGACAGAUGCCACCUUGAGUCUCGCCACUGAUUUUGCUCUUGUGGUGCAAAACAAUCCGCCGGUUACAUGGCCGACUGUCAAACGUGCUGCUCAAUCACCCUUGACAAUCUCUAGUCCGGCCGUUGUACUCGGUCUACGAACGACCAACUUUGACCUAGAUGGCUCAGGUAUAUCGAAAGAAGAGCUGGACGAUCUGAAGGUUGUGAUGGGUCCGCAUCUGCGAAUGGUUGACUUCGCUUUAACUCAGGACGAUGCUCGUGCUAGCGAACCGGAGGCAUGGCCAGCUUGGGCAACAUUAUUUUGCAUCUACCUCAAGGCAGGAUUCGUGCAUAUUUUGGCGUUCUCCCUCGCUUCGCAUGAACGAGUCGAGUUUUGCGUUGUGGACAGUCUACCUAUCAUCCCGGUAGCAAAGAGUAUUGCUGACCUGGAGAAUCGCGCCCGUCUUGCCGUCGCAUUGUUUACGCUCGAGAAGCAUGUGGUGCGCUUCUCAGAGCGAUGGGGGAAGUUUGUUUGGUCUCGUCACCUCCUCAAGGAAGAACAUGACGCCAUAAUUGAGGUGACUGGUGUCUUCUCCGGGCCACCUUCGAAACGUAAUUCGGUGCACGGGGAUGGUGGAAAUGAUGGAAAUGUGAAUGACGAAGUCAAAGCUGAUGAUAACAUAUUAGAGAAGGUGAACGAACAACUUGAGAAUUGGGCUGCUGAUACUGGUCACGAGGCGUGAAGCCGAAUGAAAUUCACUACUAGUAAGACCUGACUGACGAAUCAACUUGAUUUUGUACAACAUGUAUGCCUAAAUGAUUUUCAAUAAACGGCCCUGCUCUUCAGGCGAAACGUUAAGGGUAUAUACAUCAGUGAAUCCGGGGGAUUGUUGGUAGUAAGGUAGCAUGUGUCUAUCAACCUUGUGAACACGCGCUCGCCGGGAACGAUUUCUGCUCUGGCUGGACGAAGCACCACUAUGUAGUAGCUUGUUGUUGACCGUUGAGGACCAGCAAUAUUAGAUGCAUAAAAUCAUCGCAGUCGUAUCGGUCUAAUGAAUAAUGGCUGUCAUC
Messenger RNA from Somion occarium, 3276 nucleotides. The record is from the annotation of a GenBank genome assembly. Lineage: Eukaryota; Fungi; Basidiomycota; Agaricomycetes; Polyporales; Cerrenaceae.